AUGAUGGAGUCGUUUGUUGAUGUACCGAGUCAGAACGGACACCCCUGUGACACCGCAGGCGCAGUAAAAGAAGACGAGGGGGACGAUAUCCUCGCAGAUGAUCAAGUCGAGUCGAGUCGAUCCAAGCAGAGAGGGGAAGAGAAAAAGCAGAAGAAGAGUAGUAGGAGGAGGAGGAGGAGGAAGAAGAAGAAGAAGAACAAGAAGAAGGAGGAGAAGGGAGAUAAAGUCGAAGGAAGCCGGCGAGAGAUGAGGCUAAAGAAGCGAAGAGAAGGCUACGUCAGAGCCAGCAAGAAGGAUGCAAGUCAUGGGCGGCCCAUGGAGACAUCGACAUCAUGGAUGGCAUGCCAUGGCAUCUCUCGGAGAGGGGGCACCAAAGAGUGGUCAGAGGUCCCGGGGAGACAGCCAGCUAGGCAAGCCGCAGGCGUGAGCAGGCAAGGUACCGGUACAUCGCCAACAAGUGACCAGCUCACAGGGGGUCCCUUCAACUAG
Molecule: messenger RNA, 489 nt
Organism: Trichophyton verrucosum HKI 0517
Lineage: Eukaryota; Fungi; Ascomycota; Eurotiomycetes; Onygenales; Arthrodermataceae
Exons: 3
Coding region: 1-489 (162 amino acids)
Source: RefSeq, a predicted model, not a curated record